This is a messenger RNA of Dioscorea cayenensis subsp. rotundata (Guinea yam), 760 nucleotides long. RefSeq names its product protein EPIDERMAL PATTERNING FACTOR 2-like. Gene Ontology annotation, biological process: guard cell differentiation; stomatal complex development. The record is from RefSeq and is a predicted model, not a curated record. NCBI's taxonomy places the organism in Eukaryota, Viridiplantae, Streptophyta, Magnoliopsida, Dioscoreales, Dioscoreaceae. The coding region runs from base 60 to 623 and encodes 187 amino acids. The transcript has 3 exons.
UCACUUCUUUCACUCUUUUGGUACCUUAUCAAAUGAUAGCAUUAACUCCAUCCCCAUAAAUGCCCCUUCUUCUUCUUCUUCAAAAUUCUAAAUUAAUGAAACAAAAAAUACUCUACAAAAUGAUAAAAAUAUUUAUUGUUCAAGACGGCACAACAAUUCAUGUGAAUAUAUCAAACGUGAAGGAUCAUGUGACAUCCAUCAAAGUUCCCUCUUAUUCAUCAUUUAAAGCUGUUUCUCAAAGUAGUGUAUAUAUAAAGGCAUUGAGAGAGAUGAGAGACACAAAGGAAAAUAAGAUGACGAAGAAUAACUGCAUCAGUUUAAAAAGCAUGUUUCUCACAGUCUUUUUCUUGUUGUUCUUAGUCAUUAAUGUGGAAAGUCUACGACUGAAUCCUGCUUCAAUGGUCCUGAAAGACAAGAACCAUAAAUCAGAGAGUGACAGAGAUCAGGACGCUGUGAAGGAGAUACAUACGACGGGGUCGAGCUUGCCAGAUUGUUCUCAUGCCUGUGGACCAUGUUCUCCAUGCAAGAGAGUGAUGGUAAGCUUCAAGUGUUCAGUAGCAGAGUCAUGUGCCAUAAUCUACAGGUGCAUGUGUAGGGGAAGGUACUAUCAGGUACCUUCGUAAGUGUUCUCUUAAUUUGAGUUUCAACCACAACAAACAUGAUUAAUUGUAAUUGUUGGUUUGUAUUUCUCAUUCAUGUCGACGCCUUAAAAUGAAACCAAAAGAUUCGUAUUGGAGGAAUGAGAAGUGGUUGAACUUAA